AUGGUUACAGAUAAUCUAAAUAAAAAUUAUAAUCAAAUUUUUGAAGAACUGCUUUUGGAAAAGAAAAAUAAAUUUGAUAUUAGUGAUAUUUAUCAAAAGGUUAUUGAAAUUGUUGAAAUAGGAUGCAAAUUUGAUAAACCAAAGAUAGUAAUUCUAAAACCCGGUCCGGUACCAAAUUCCAAUAAAAAUGCAUAUGAGACAUGUGAUAUGUUUUUAAAUGAUAUAGCAAAUACAGGA
Dentiscutata heterogama is the source of this 237-nucleotide messenger RNA. The record is from the annotation of a GenBank genome assembly. NCBI's taxonomy places the organism in Eukaryota, Fungi, Glomeromycota, Glomeromycetes, Diversisporales, Gigasporaceae.